Messenger RNA from Pimephales promelas (fathead minnow), 2955 nucleotides. RefSeq names its product actinodin1 (gene and1). The record is from RefSeq and is a predicted model, not a curated record. Lineage: Eukaryota; Metazoa; Chordata; Actinopteri; Cypriniformes; Leuciscidae.
AAUGAAAAAAAAUCCCCAUGAGGUUGUUUACAAAGUUUGCUGCACUUGACGGUUCAGUGCAUUUCAUCUGUGACACAAUAUUCAGUAUAGAGAUUUGUGUGUUACUCAGUUAGAUGAAGAUAAGAAUUGUCGCUUGAUGAAACCAUAAUGGGAGCGCCCUCCUCCAUUUACUCAGCAAUGUUAAGACAUGUAGAUGUUCCCAGUUGCUAAUUACAAAGUGCAAACUUGGAAGCAUAUUGGCCUGAUUCAACUUAAAAUAAAUUUAGAUUUGUUACUGGUUCUCAUAAAACAAAAAACAACAACACUUAUUUAGUAACUGAGAGCUAAUGCAAAGUUACCAAAUAUGCUUUUUUUGCACUCUCAAUUUUGAAAGCAUCUAGUUUAAACCAUCUAAAUGAAAAACAGUUGAUGUUCUUUUCUCUCCUGCUGUGCCUGUCUACAAUUACAACAUCUGAUUGGUUGACUUUCUUGGCCAUAGAAAGCCAAUGGUAGUGUUGGAAGCAGCGUGUACUUGGCCCCAUGGGAUGCACCUUUUUUGUCUUUAAUGAUCAAGGUUGGGUUUAAAUUGUGGCCAGGUUUUAGCGGUGGCACAGUCGGUGUACAGGGGUGUGUUGAGAGUACACGAGGGGAUUGACUCACCUUCCUCUUCCAGUCAGUCAGCUGUGGAGCUGAACUUCCAGGCCCAGUCGGCUGUCUCUUCAGUGGUUCACGUCGCCACAUCCUAACAGGAAUCAGGAGGGUUACGAAUGGCUCGAUCUUCUAUCUUCCAUGUGUUGCUGCUAGCAACGUUAUUACCAGAGCUUCUGUUGGCUGGCCCUGUGACCCAGCGUUUAAAAGGAGACGAUGGAAGCGAUGAAAAGGCAAGCCCAAAGAGGCUAAUCCGCAACAGGAGAAACAUCAGUUGGUACAAGCAGCACUCUGACUUCUGGAGCUGGUACAAAUACUUCACUGACAAUGGGAACCAAGAGGGAAUUGCAGAGCUGGAUCGCGUCUAUCUGGCUUACUUGCAGAACAAGAACCGUGCCGAGUCACGCAGUUCCUACAAGUUGUACCUGCAGCACCUAGGCGACAUCUACAAGUCUUGUGCCGAGUCUGAUGACCCAAACUGCGUGGCCUCAUACACCAACAGACCCAAGCCCAAGGCUGAGGCACCAGCGCCUGCCCCAAUCAAGUCUUGUGACCCUUACAGAGACCCGUAUUGCAUGCACUCGAAGGGAUACUCAUAUUACCCCUACUUGGCUCCGGUCAAAGCCCCUGCACCUGCUCCAGUGAAAGCCCCAGCUUAUCUCCACACCCCUGUGGUGAAGGAUCCCCGUUCCAGUUACUACUACUACUCUCCGUUGGUGCAACCCUUCCUGUCAGCUGAGAAGAGAGCCGAGUUGUUGCGCAUCUGUGAUGCAGAAGAUGUCGAGUGUCUCCAGUACCACCUCCGUGCUGCUUACGGAUACAAACCCGCUGCUGCCCCGGCCCCAUCCUACGCCUAUCUCGGCUGCGACCCAAAGACAGAUCCUCACUGCGUACCCCAUCUGGCUCAGAAGGCGCCGCCUAGUCUGUAUCUGCGGUAUCCCCAUUGUGACCCUCGGGUUGACCCAUACUGUGCUUAUGCUGCUGCUCUGGCAUCCUCGCAGAACCUCGAAGCCCCACCUUCUGGCUUGGAGAGAUCCUGCAACCCUCUCUAUGAUAAUAACUGCAACCCUCUGACGGCCACAAGGUUUGGAAGCUUGGCCUCUGACGAUCUGAAGGACGAGCCCGCCUCUGAAGCCGGCGCCAUGCGGGUACCUCCGAGCCCUCGUCACGACCCUUACGCCAUGUACCGAGAUGCAUCUGCUGGGGCUGACCUGCGAAGACACAUGCCUACACAGUUCCAGCCUCCAAGGCACCAACCGGAGGAAACUCAACAUCCUUUGGGACCUCGCGGGAAGACCAAAGAGGGAUAUGACUGUUUCAUUGGGUAUGAUGCAGAGUGCCUCCCACUGGGUUCCCAAAACGAGCCCCGUAGUGCUGUGCACAGACAGACGCCCCACCCGGCCGAAGCCUAUGAGCCUCACCUGAAUGCUGAUGGAUCCAGAAACGGGGUGGUCGAGCCUGAUCCCGACUGCGACCCAGAGUACGACAGUAACUGUCGCUUGCGCCGAUAUGAGGCGGCCGAACCCGCUAGUCCUUCACCACAAGACGAGCAUCCAGCUCAGGAGCAAUCCCACGAGGAGGUCCCCCAGCAUCGAGAAGAGUCCUACCCUGAGACCCCAGGCUAUGAGCAGCAAUACGAGCCCUACAUGAGUGGACAAGAGGAUCCAUAUGCAGGAUACGGCCCCCAGGAACCAGGAGCGACUAGUUUUCAGGAUGUCCUGAGAGGAUAUGGUGGUCUGUAUCCUGGCCAGGAUGACCACCGUGCCUACAAUGGAGACUACAGAAACAAAUAAAUCCCUGUGACAAUGUAUGCCAAAAAUAGUAGAUCAGGACAGAAUGUGUUUAUUGUAGAUAAAUAUUGAACUGCACACUUGUAGAAAAGGUGCACAGGAUUUCACUUGGUUCACACAAUAUUUUCGAGAGCUGCUGAAAUUUCCUAGCUCUGGAGUUUGACAGCACUUUUAUAGGGAUUUUUGUUUUACUGAUUCUUUAAGCCCAUGUAACCUGGUUGUGUGUUGCAGCUUCUCUAGGAGAUUGACUGCUCUAUUUUCUAAUCGAGGAGCACUCUUCCUAGCUGGGAAAAAUAAGCCAAACAAAGUGUAUAAAAGAUCAAUAGUGUACUUGAAUAAACUGUAAUCAUGAUCACCUCCCCCAUUUUGGUUAGAUUCACCAGAUAAUCUCCCUUCAAAUUAAUAUUUAAUGAACUUCUGGACCCUUGCUUAUUUGUAUUCUUUUUUUAAAUUGCCAAAUUGAUGCUUUGUGAUUUGUUUGCAUAUUUGUAAGAUGUUUUUCUUUGAAUGUUUCAAAUAAAAGCUUUAAAGAUCUUGA